Messenger RNA from Zingiber officinale, 933 nucleotides. Its product is annotated as E3 ubiquitin-protein ligase GW2-like. The transcript is spliced from 4 exons. The record is from RefSeq and is a predicted model, not a curated record. The coding region runs from base 116 to 736 and encodes 206 amino acids. Gene Ontology annotation, cellular component: cytoplasm. NCBI's taxonomy places the organism in Eukaryota, Viridiplantae, Streptophyta, Magnoliopsida, Zingiberales, Zingiberaceae.
GCCCAAAUAAGGAUUCAGCAGCAAGAGCUGCAAGGUUGAAGCUGAAAGGAUAAAGAAGAGACGAUAUAUUAAUUCAUCAAGCAUAAUACCAACUUCGACAGAUGUUGAAUAUACCAUGAUAUUAGUAAUACUUGUGUUUCUGUACACCAUUCAAAUAUCACAAGACAAUAAUUUUGGUUCAUCACAAUCCUCGUGCUCUACACUUGCAAACAUGAGGUUUCCACACGCAAGGCAGAAUAGGGAUAACGACUUUGACCUGGAUCUCGAGAGCAUAAUGAUCAUGGAAGCAAUCUGGCUCUCCAUUCAGGAGCAAUCAUCUAAAGGUCAUUUAGGUACUACAACCAGCUUCUUGCCUGGACCAUCGAUGUUGGUACGGCCAUGCAGUUCCCAUGGAGCAACUAUUGUAAAGUUAUCUCCUUCGGGUGGGCUGGCUUGUGCAGCUGCAGCCUUAGCUGAGCAUCAACAUAUGAAUGGAGAUUCAUCUUCUCAUAUGGAUUUGCAUGUCAAAGAUGCUGCUGCAGUUCAUCUGGAAAACAGGAGAGAAAUGCCACCCGAGGAGUCUGGUGUGAGUUCAACUGAGCACUGGUUGCUGGUGGCAGAAGGAACAAGCUAUGCUGGCUCUGAUGACACGAUUGAAGCUGGGACUAGUUCAGAAGGUAUGAAUACGGGUUCAGGACGUAUUGUUCCAGAAAUCUUUGAGGAACAAAUGAUGUUGGUCAUGGCUGUCACUUGCUGAGGCUCAAGCGAGGAGUCAUCAUGGAGUAGGUUUUCUAUAAUUGUUUGAUAGUUUGUAUGUCUAACAACUUGCAUCCUGCUUCAUGUGAUCCGUACGACCCAUUUUCGUUUUCCUUUUGUUAGUUGGCUAUGUUCUUUUCUGAUCAGUCAUUUUUGUAGAAACAGGGAAAAGAAAAUAGCGAUAUAAUUAGCAAUUCA